AUGAGUUUUACAUCAUAUAGUGGCAACUCGAGGUCGGUCGUCUCAGACACGGCACGAAGGGCGGACUUUAGCGAGAUCCCCCUGAUCUCUCUAAAAGCCCCCAAGGAGGACCUUAUUGCCCAGCUGACGGAUGCGUGCGCGCGAGUCGGAUUCUUUUACGUCAAGGACCACGACGUGCCGCAGGGGGUCAUUGAUCAGCUGUUCCAGACCGCAACCGAGUUCUUCUCCCAGGACCUCGCCCGCAAGAAUGAAAUCAACUACAAAAAGUCGCGGAUCCUCAGAGGCUACGAGCCUCCGGCCGAGGUGAGGACCGAUGAGACGAGAAAACCAGAUUUGAAUGAGGCCUUCAACUGGGGCUAUGAGAAGAGUCUCGAUCCCCUAUUCGCGGGUAGCGAUGAUACACCAGGCCCAGAAUGGAAAGACAACCCAAUGUCGGGUCCCAAUGCGUGGCCUGAUAUGCCCGGCUUUCAAGGGUCAAUAAGGGCCUACUACGUGCAAGUCUUGCAGCUAGCACGAAACAUGAUUCGGCUGUUUGCAGAAGUGCUUCAUCUGCCGCCCAACUUCUUUGAUGAGCUCGUUUCCACGCCGGGCGCCAUGGGCCGAUUGAUCCACUAUCCGCCGCAGCCGGCGUCGGACCCGGACGCGCUGGGCAUUGGCGCGCACACGGAUAUCGAAUGCUUCACCAUUCUGUGUCAAGGCUCGGUGCCGGCACUACAGAUCCUCAACGCCGGCGGCGAGUGGAUCGAGGCGCCACCCAUCCCGGGCACGUUUGUCGUCAAUAUCGGGGACCUGCUGGCGCGCUGGACGAAUGAUCGCUUCGUCUCGACGGUGCAUCGCGUCUGGAAUGUCACGGGCCAGGAGCGCUAUUCAAUCCCCUUCUUCUUUGGUGUCAAUUACGACGCCACGGUCAGCACACUAGACUCGUGUCUCGCCGAGGGUGAAAAGAGCAAGUAUGAGCCCAUCCAGGCGGGCGAGUAUGUCUGGAAGCGCUUGUCGGUAAGUCGUGUAGACCAGAAAGAGCUUCGAGUUCAAGGUACCCAAGCGGCUGCAGCCUAG
This is a messenger RNA of Pestalotiopsis fici W106-1, 1056 nucleotides long. RefSeq lists its product as uncharacterized. The coding region runs from base 1 to 1056 and encodes 351 amino acids. The transcript has 2 exons. NCBI's taxonomy places the organism in Eukaryota, Fungi, Ascomycota, Sordariomycetes, Amphisphaeriales, Sporocadaceae. Gene Ontology annotation, molecular function: dioxygenase activity. The record is from RefSeq and is a predicted model, not a curated record.